ACUCUCCUUCAUUUUUCUUCUCCUACUUCUAAAAAACCUUUCAUUUUAUUCUCUCUAAUCAUUUUCUUGUUCGUGUUCCUUAUUCUGAUUCCUCUUCUUAACAUUUGAUUCAAAAAGAAACCAUCUUUUCUAAUAUCUCCACUCUUCUUGUUUCCUGCACAAGUGGAACAACUCUCUGUUUUUUUUACCUUUUUGGUACUCUGUUUCUGGGGUUAAAACAGAGAAAAGAGAUAUGGGUUUUUCGAAGAAAUCUCAAUUAGACGGCAGUUUAGAUUCCGACGGGAAGAAAUGGGUUAUCGCCGGAAUCGGGAUUCGGGCUUCGUUGAAGCCGGUGAAGACAAAACUCAGAGCACCGGAGACUGAAGCCGAAGUUGAAGAAGAGGAAGAAUGUUCGACGACGCCAACUGCAAAGGAAGCAAAGAUACCAGAGAAAUUGAAAUGUCCACCAGCACCGAGAAAGAGACGGCCGGCGUUGAAGUGUCGGAGUAACGCCGUUAGAGAGUUCUUCACGCCUCCUGACGAUUUAGAGACGGUGUUUAUACGGCGCCGUUAAGUAACAGAAACAAAAAUAUUAGUGGGUUUGUAUAUUAGUCGUGUAACGUAUUAAUUACAAGCCAUGAAACUUCAGUUACAAUAUUAGUAAUUAGAUUUUAAUGAUUUCCUUAUAGUGUAUGCAUUUCAAAAUUCAGUUUGCUCUUUAUUAGUUUUUUUUUUUCUUUUAGAGUGUAUGAUUUCCUUAGAGAUUAGUUUCUGUAUUUUUUUUUGUCAUAAAGGGAAGUUUAUUGUACAAACAUGAUAAUGGAU
This is a messenger RNA of Brassica oleracea var. oleracea, 804 nucleotides long. Its product is annotated as cyclin-dependent protein kinase inhibitor SMR3. The record is from RefSeq and is a predicted model, not a curated record. The transcript has a single exon. Lineage: Eukaryota; Viridiplantae; Streptophyta; Magnoliopsida; Brassicales; Brassicaceae. The coding region runs from base 233 to 553 and encodes 106 amino acids. Gene Ontology annotation, biological process: regulation of DNA endoreduplication.